AGCGAUUCAGUUGAGUCAAAGUCGUCGUGUGUGUGCAACGAUACAAAGUUAACGCCGUUAUUAUCCUCAACUGACUUGGAAAAUUUAAAUAAAAAUUUAAAUACUAUAAACGAAUUUAAUCAAAAAUUAAAUUCAAACGUAAAUAAAUCAAUAAAUUAUCAACAACGCGCAAAUUACAGCAUGGAUUGUAAAGAAUUCGCUAAAUUAAAUGGCAGCGACGAUGAACGCGAUUGCAUUGGCUUACACGGCACCGCAGGUGAAAGUGAUGUACCUAGUAAAAUCUCAGGAUUGGAGCAUCUGAAGAAUAAGAAAUAUAAUAAGGGCUUGGCCUUCUGCUUGGAAGAACGUCAAUUGCUCGGUAUACACGGUUUACUGCCUGCAGUUGUAAAGACCGAGGAAGAGCAAGUUACUCAUUCAUUGAUAUUACUGAAUCGUUUGGAAAACAAUUUGGACAAGUAUAUGUAUCUCAGUGACUUGGCUGAACGUAAUGAACGUUUAUUCUACAAGGUGUUGGCAUCGGAUGUGAGCAAAAUGAUGCCAAUCGUUUAUACACCGACCGUUGGUUUGGCUUGUCAAAACUUCAGUAAAAUCUUUACUCAUCCUAAAGGCAUGUACAUAACCCUUAAUGAUAGUGGACAUAUCUAUGAUGUCUUAAAGAAUUGGCCUGAAACGGAUGUACGUGCUAUUGUGGUUACAGAUGGUGAACGUAUUUUGGGUCUUGGUGAUUUAGGUGCUAACGGUAUGGGCAUACCAGUGGGCAAAUUAUCAUUGUAUACUGCUCUAGCUGGUAUCAAACCAAGCCAGUGUUUGCCUAUAACACUUGAUGUUGGCACAAAUAAUCAAAGCUUACGUGAUGAUCUGCUUUAUGUUGGUUUACGUCGCAAUCGUCUUUCUGGAGUGGUGUAUGAUGAAUUCAUUGAUGAAUUUAUGCAUGCCGUUGUCAGACGUUUUGGACAAAACUGUCUCAUACAAUUCGAAGAUUUCGGCAACGCUAAUGCUUUCCGCCUGUUAGCUAAAUAUCGUGAUAAUUUCUGCACCUUUAAUGAUGAUAUACAGGGUACUGCUUCUGUAGCAUUAGCUGGCAUUUUAUCAUCACUGAAAAUAAAGGAUACUGCUCUAAAAGAAAACACUAUUCUCUUCUUUGGUGCCGGUGAAGCUGCUUUGGGUAUUGCAGGCCUUUGUCUUAUGGCUCUUAUCGAUAAUGGUCUAACAGAGGAAGAAGCUAAAAAACGUAUUUGGAUGGUUGAUAGCAAGGGUCUUAUUGUCGUAGAUCGUCCAAAAGGUGGACUUACAUCGCAUAAAUUAAGAUUCGCACAAAAUCAUGAACCUAUUGAUUGUCUUGCCGAAGUCGUAAAAGCUGUUAAGCCAACAGUAUUAAUUGGUGCUGCUGCUGUUGGUGGCGCAUUUACACAAGAUAUUCUAGAAUCGAUGGCUCUAUAUAAUGAUAUUCCCAUUAUAUUUGCACUAUCCAAUCCAACAGACAAAGCCGAAUGUACUGCUGAAGAAGCUUAUACACAUACCAAAGGUACUUGCAUUUUCGCUUCUGGUUCACCAUUCCAACCUGUCGAAUACAAUGGUAAAUUACUACAUCCCGGUCAGGGUAACAAUUCGUAUAUUUUCCCCGGUGUCGCAUUGGGUGUUAUUUGUGCUGGCAUGUUGACCAUACCAGAGGAAAUAUUUUUAAUUGCUGCAGAAAAAUUGGCUUCGUUAUGUACACCCUCGGAUUUGGCAAAGGGCAGCUUAUAUCCACCCUUGCACAAGAUCACCAAAUGUUCAGUGGAAAUUGCUAUAAGUGUUAUGGAUUAUGCAUAUAAAAAUGGUUUAGCUACAGUACGACCUGAACCGGCAGAUAAGGCGAAGUUUAUUAGAGCACAAAUGUACAAUCCUAAUUAUCAACCAACUUUCCCCAAAACAUGGUUGCAAAAACUUUAAGCCGCUAAUAAGCUUAUAAUUUUUAUAUAUUUUAAUUUCUGAUUCACUUACACAUAUACACGCUUUUUAUAACAUUUCGACAUUUUAUUAAACUUUUAUUAAACAAU
Messenger RNA from Teleopsis dalmanni, 2039 nucleotides. It is a transcript of the gene Men, whose product is annotated as NADP-dependent malic enzyme. The coding region runs from base 181 to 1932 and encodes 583 amino acids. Gene Ontology annotation, molecular function: NAD binding; malate dehydrogenase (decarboxylating) (NADP+) activity; malate dehydrogenase (decarboxylating) (NAD+) activity. The record is from RefSeq and is a predicted model, not a curated record. The transcript is spliced from 5 exons. Gene Ontology annotation, cellular component: mitochondrion. NCBI's taxonomy places the organism in Eukaryota, Metazoa, Arthropoda, Insecta, Diptera, Diopsidae. Gene Ontology annotation, biological process: pyruvate metabolic process; malate metabolic process.